CAAUCUGACAUCGUCGUCGAUGAAAUGCGUCGCUUUCGUCGAGUUUGCCACUGCGCCCGUCGAGACGUGAGCGAAUGUGAUCGAGCAAGAGAGAUAACGGUGGUGGAGAGAGUGAACGACCAAAGCAAAACGCAGCAGCAGCAGCAAGCAAGUAGCAAAUACAAGAAUCAGUCAGUAUAGUGAGAGCGAAUCCGCAGCCAGCUAAAAAGCGUAGAAGCAGUGCUCGUGCUGCCUGUGGAAUAUCAGCGACAAAAUUCAGAGCAGAGCACCACAGCAAGCAAAGCAAAAGCGUAUACCGUGUACAGCAGCAGCAGGGCUUGCCAUCAUCAUAUAGGAGAAGUGUGUGUUGUUCGCCUCAUCAAACAGCCGCCAUUUUGACUUCGUUCGCGAUUUGGUUGGUGGAAAGGUUUUUCGCUUGACCGUCGGAGGCAUUUUUGGCGUUCCAGAACCGUCCCACCGCGGUCCGGACCGGGUUAAAUCGACGCGCUUUAACAUUCUCGUUCGUUUAAGACCUGUUCCGGGAGUAGGUCCGGUAGUGAAAUUCUGUGAAAAAAGCGAUUGAAAUUUUGGUUCAUUUUCUCGGUGCUGCUAAUACCGACGACGUUGUUCGAACAUCGAGCCUCUUUGAGACGGUCGAUUGUCGACGGGCCAAGGUGUAGAGGAAAAAUCGUCGGUAGACGGGGGCAAGCAGCACACAAAAUCGAGAAGACGAGAGAGUUGCGGCGCGUUCGACGAGAAAAAAAAGUCGGCUGCCCAACAGAGCAGCGCGCGGAGUGUUUUGUGCAGUAAGGAAUCGGAUUCGGGACAUGGCAAGGUUCAACCAUUUUUUCCGUCUGAAAGUGAAGUGAAAGAUCGGUACUCUUUUUUGAAAUUUUGAAAAUAAUUGAAACGAGAGGAUUAAUUUUCGGGAAAAGAUUCUCCGAUGAGUGCUGGAACGGAACUGGAUUGUGAUCUAGUCUGUUGGGUUGAGUGGCAACAUGUGGCCAUUCGGUGUGUGUCCGCGCCGUAAAUCCACAAAGAAAAAAUCGAAUUGAAUUCUCGUUUCGUCUCGUCAAAAGGACAGUGACUUCUGUGUGUGUGUUUACGUUUCUCCAGUACUGUGGCCUGGCUCCGCGAAAAACCGUAAUCGGGCGCGGUGCCUGACAGCGGCAGCAGCACAAACAAUUGCCCGCUCGGCGGAUGACAGCCAGAGGUUGGAUAGUAAUAAACAGAAAGGCGAUUUUACUAUAGAAUGCACUUCACCCAAAGUGUUUGAUAUUUACACGCAAAUUGUGACGUUUCGUUGUUUUGUUUAUAAGUUGCAAACCCGGGUAUGUGUGGUGUCGCUACAAAUGCUGAGCGUUUCUCUUCGCUCGUCGUGUGCCUACAAAAUGAAGCGUAAUUUUUAUUCGUUUCGAUGCUACAGCGCCAUGAAAGGCAGAGACAGUAAAAUAAUAGUGUAAAGUUCCGAUACGGGGAAAACUGAAAUAAAACAUCCCUUACGGAAGCGUGGAUCUUCCCGAAAGAAAAAGAGGAGAGCGCAGAAGCAGUAUCACCAGCAAGUGGAUUCGUAAACAAUGGGUGAUCAUAUGGAUGAACCACCGCUGAAGCGAGCCAAGAUUCGAGAUGUGUCCGAAGUCAUCUCGACUGUCGACCAGAUGUUCGACCUGGAGAGCCACCUCCCGGACGAGCUGAUGGGCGAUAAUACCUGGGUGGACUCGCUGAGUGGUGGUAACAAACCCCCCGGUCCUGGCCCGGGUCCACAGAUGAAUGGUGGCGAUGAUCCUGGAGGAACGUCCACCAUGGCCCAGCUAGCCCUGCGUCAGCAACAGCAGCAGCAGCAACAACAACAACAACAACAAUUGCAUCUUCAGCAACAACAGCAGCAGCAUCAACAGCAACUUCAUCAUAUUAUGCAGCAGCAGCAGGGCAAUAAGAAUAUGGCUGGCCAGCAAAUCUUGGGAAUGGGACCGUUAGCGAAUAAGAGUCCCAAUCUGCUACCGAUGAAUCAAAGCAUGGCUAAUAACGUGGUGGUUGGUGGAAUGGGCGGCGGAUCGAUGCUCGGUAUGAACAGUAUUGCGCAAAGCAACGGAGGUGGAACUAUUAUUACCAACAGUAACAUGGGUUUGAGUGGAGGAGUUAUGACCGGGGGAGGUAUUGUGAUAAACAACAACAUGAAGCAAGGUGGACCGAAUCCAGGACUAAUGCAUCAGCUACCAAAUUCGAUGCAGAAUGGUCCGUUAAGUAACCCCGGACGGUUAGGUAUGCCUGGUCAGCCUGGUCAGCAUAUGGCGCGAGGACCAGGAGGUCAUAUGAAUCAAGGAUUGCGUCAGUUAAUGCAGAAUCAUAACGUGGGUGGAAUGGCCAAUCAAAUGAAUCAAAUUGGAGGUCCAGGAGGCCCAUUUGGAGGUUAUCAACAGCCGAAUGUGAACGUAAUGAACGCAGGGGGUCUUGCGCCGGUACGUGGAUCUCCUCCGACGAUCAAUCGGAUGCCAAACAUGGCCGGUGCAAGAAUGGGUAAUCCUCUCGGAGGGAGUCUAAUGCCCGGUGCAGGGAUGGGUAUGAAUGUAGUGAACGAGGGAGGCGUGGCAGCUCAAGCGCAACCACCAACGCCUUCACCAGCUCAACCGCAAUCCGGCAAUCCCACAGCUCAAAUACGACCUCAAACGGCAGCUCAGAAUCAACCAAUGAACCAGAUGAAUUCAGCUGUUGGAGGUUCAGGUGCACCUGGAGGUCAACCCGGAGGACCCCAGCCAGGUCCUUCUCAAAGCGGUCCCGGUAAUCCCCUCUUGGCAGAUCCCGAAAAGAGAAAACUUAUCCAACAACAAUUAGUGCUACUUCUACACGCUCACAAAUGCCAACGAAGAGAAACGGAAAAUCCUAACAGCAACAAUUGCACGCUAGCACACUGUCGAACCAUGAAAGAUGUCCUCACGCAUAUGCAAUCCUGUCAACUGGGGAAGAACUGCGGGAAAACUCAUUGCUCCUCUUCGCGACAAAUCAUCAAUCAUUGGAAGAACUGCCAACGGCAGGACUGUCCGGUUUGUUUACCUCUCAAGGAUACCAACAAGUACAAGCAGAGUCAACAACAACCCGGACAGCAGCAACAACAACAACAGCAGCAGCAGCAACAACAACAACAAAACCAGCAAAAUCAACUAAAAAAUCAGCUACAACAACAGGUCGUUGGCCAAGAUUCGGGCCAGUCUCAAUCCGGAUCUUCGGGACAAAAUCAGCAAGGUCAGCCUGGGCAAAUGCCUGGUUCCUUCAAUCAGCUCGGAUCCAACCAAAUUCAAUGUCCCUCCUCUACCGCACCAAAUUCACUGCCCGGAAAUGUUCAAAUGCAAUCGCAGGUAGGCCAAUCAGGAAUGUCAGGCCAACAGCAACAACAGGGUCCGGGUGGACCGCAAAUGGUUGGUGGAAUGCGAAGUAUGCCACUAGGUGUAAGCCAACCUCAAGGUGCCACGGUUCGGAUGAUGAUCCCUCCUAAUCAGAUGAUGGUAAAUAAUGUCCUUCCGAACGCCACCAGUGAUGCUUCCAGUGUUGGUCCUCAGGGACUUCCCGUUACCAGUCAAGCUCCGGGUGGAUCUAGCCAAAGUGUAUCCCAAAUGGCAGCUGCUCUUCAGCAGCAGCAACCCAAUGCUCAGUUGCAACAGCUACAACAGAAUCAAUCUCAGAACAUCAUUCCACUACAAGGCAAUGUCCUGUUCAACCAGGAUGGCUCGGGACCAAUGUCACAGCAACAACAGCAGCAAAGUGGGGGGCCUGCACCGGGUCCUAGCGGAAAUUUUUCCGCGAAUCAAAUGCUCGCCGCACCCGUCCAAGGUACCAAAGAUUGGCAUCAUUCCGUUACCCCGGAUCUCCGGAAUCAUCUCGUGCACAAACUGGUACAAGCCAUCUUUCCUUCACCAGACCCUUCCACCAUGUUCGAUAAGCGAAUGUAUAAUCUGGUAGCGUAUGCUAAAAAGGUAGAAGGCGAUAUGUACGAAAUGGCGAACUCUCGGUCCGAGUAUUACCAUCUGUUGGCGGAAAAAAUCUACAAGAUCCAGAAAGAGCUCGAAGAGAAGAGACAGAAACGAAAAGAGCAGCAGAUGCAACAGCAACAGAGGCAAGCUCAGGAACAGCAACAGCUUCAGCAACCAGGCGGAAACGCUCAGAUUCGACCAAUGAAUCCGGGAAUGUUGGGUGGACCUAACAUGAGUGCGAAGAAUGUCAUGCAAAUGCCACUGCAAGUCGGUCCGAACAUGCUGAAUCCAAACCAAAACAUUAUGCAACAGCAGAACCGAAUGCCUUUAAACGCUGGUCAACAACAGCAGCAGCAAUUUGUAUCUCAACCAGGACCAAGUCCCAACAGUAUGGUUCAGCAGCAGCAAACUGUUUUACCAGGCGGAUUAUCUCCGUUCACGGCACAACAGCAGCAAGGUAUCAAUAGCCAUCCACCGGGAAUGACUCCGCCUUCAUCGCAACAAAAUGCUGUUCAAUUUCUGAAUGGACCAUCCAUUGCGGACAGUUCACCCAGCGGGUUGCAACAGUUCAACGAUAUUAUGAAGGCCAAGUAUAACGCAGGACAAGCAGCUGCAGCAGCAGCUCAAAACAAUUCCGGCAUGUCUGGCAUGAGUCAAACCGUAACACCACCAAUUCCUUCGCCGUUUGGAAGCAGCGGUGGUAACUCAAUGCAACAGCAGCAGCAGAACACUACUUUUAACGGUAGCCAAAUGAUGAAUUGCGCCAAUAGUAAUCAACAACAGCAACAAAGAAAUAGUUUAGGACAAAUGCCUUCUACUCCAACCAGCGGUGGAGAUUUGCUCAACUCAUCGGGCAACAGCGUUCCCAUCCCUUCGCCAUCACCUAGCUUAACGCCGAACGGACCAGUUCCUCCACCACCGGUUAGUACUCCGAAUACACCGAAUGUAUCGGCACUGCUUGCAAACGCACCGGAACCGACACCUCCACCCACAAUUUCAUCCCCCAUUCCGAUCUCGACACCUCCAGCUUUAGGCUGCCUAAUGGCUACCAACAGCAACAGCAAUACUAGUGGGAUGGCUACAGCCACACCCUCUUUGUCAUCAAUCACCAGCACGGCAUCUAGUGGACCGACCACUACGACGACUGCUUCAUCCGGGUGUACUACUAGCACAACUCCUACAGCUAACGGUACUACCACUUGCAAUAGUAGUAGCAGCAGCAACAGUGGGGCAAGCAUUGUUGCUAGUAUGAGUCGGUCCACCUCUUCUGCGUUAAGUUCUCAAAUGGCCGCACUGGAGGCAGCUGCUCGAGAUCAGGACGAAGAUUCCCAACCUGGUAUGACCAAUGGGGCCAACAAUUCCGGCAGUGAAUCGAACGCCAAAGGAGGGAAGUUGGAAUUGAAGCAAGAGCAGGAUCUCAAAUCCGAACCAGAUACUAACCACAUGGACACCUCGGACAGUGUCAACAUCGGCGGCGGCAAAGGUAACAGCGACAGUUGUCCCAGUAUCAAACAGGAGAUUAAGACUGAACCGAUGGACAUGAGCGAGGGUGGCGAAGGUGACAAAAACAGUAAACUGGAUGUGAUCAAAUGCAAGGACGAGCCGAUGUCUCCUUCCGGCAUGACGACCACAACCACGGUAAACGCGGUAGUCAAAAGCGAACCAAAAGUCUUUCCCGAACCGAUUAAGUCGGAUGCGGCCGACAGUAAGAAGAAGUGCACAUUCAAACCGGAAGAACUGCGGGAAGCACUGCUACCAACAUUGGAGAAACUGGUGGCACAAGAACCAGAAUCGAUGCCCUUCCGUAUGCCGGUUGAUCCGACUACGCUAGGCAUUCCGGACUAUUUCGAUAUCGUUCGGAAACCAAUGGAUCUCAGCACGGUUCGCAAGAAGCUCGAUUCUGGUCAGUACUCCGAUCCGUGGGAGUACGUUGACGAUGUGUGGUUAAUGUUUGAUAAUGCGUGGCUAUACAAUCGUAAGACGUCUCGCGUCUACAGGUACUGCACCAAGCUCUCGGAAGUGUUCGAGCAGGAAAUUGACCCUGUUAUGCAGUCACUCGGUUACUGCUGUGGCAGGAAGUACACCUUUAAUCCCCAGGUGUUGUGUUGCUACGGCAAGCAACUCUGUACGAUUCCACGGGAUGCCAAAUAUUACAGCUAUCAAAAUCGCUCUUUUGGACCACUAUCUACUAGAUACACCUACUGUCAGAAGUGCUUCAACGAUAUUCCUGGCGACAUGGUAACGCUUGGUGAUGACCCGCUACAAACGCAAACCCAAAUCAAAAAGGACCAGUUCAAGGAGAUGAAGAAUGACCACCUGGAGCUGGAACCGUUUGUCGAUUGUUUGGACUGUGGUCGAAAACAGCACCAGAUUUGCGUGCUAUAUCUAGAGUCCAUCUGGCCGGGCGGGUUUGUUUGUGAUAACUGUCUGAAGAAGAAGGGCGCUAAGCGGAAAGAGAACAAAUCCAAUGCCAAACGGUUACCCACCUCAAAGCUCGGAACGUACAUCGAAACGAGAGUGAACAAUUUCCUAAAGAAGAAAGAGGCUGGCGCCGGAGAGGUGCACAUCCGAGUUGUUUCCAGCUCGGACAAAUUGGUGGAGGUUAAGCCAGGCAUGCGCAGUCGGUUUGUGGAAAAUGGUGAAAUGUUGCCAGAAUUUCCCUACCGAGCAAAAGCUCUGUUUGCUUUUGAAGAAGUGGACGGAAUCGACGUAUGCUUUUUCGGUAUGCAUGUCCAAGAGUACGGUUCAGAGUGCGCGGCACCAAAUACGAGGCGAGUCUACAUCGCCUAUCUGGAUUCAGUACAUUUCUUCCGACCGCGGCAAUAUCGUACCUCAGUGUACCAUGAAAUUCUGCUCGGCUACAUGGAUUACGCCAAGCAACUGGGCUACACGAUGGCCCACAUUUGGGCUUGUCCGCCAUCUGAAGGUGACGACUACAUUUUCCACUGCCAUCCGCCCGAGCAGCGUAUUCCAAAACCAAAACGGCUGCAGGAGUGGUACAAAAAGAUGCUCGACAAAGGUAUGGUCGAACGAACCAUUCAGGAUUACAAGGACAUCCUAAAGCAGGCGAUGGAGGACAAGCUGCAAUCGGCCUCGGAGCUGCCCUAUUUCGAGGGUGACUUCUGGCCAAACGUACUGGAGGAAAGCAUCAAGGAGCUCGAUCAGGAGGAAGAGGAAAAACGAAAGCAAGCCGAACGAGAAGAAGCGGCGGCAAAUGCGAUCAUGUCCAUGAAUGACGACAGUGACACCGGUGUAGACGGAAAGAAGAAAGGCGGUCAAAAGAAAGCAAAAAAAUCAAACAAAUCAAAGGCAGCCCAACGGAAGAACAACAAAAAGUCCAACGAACAGAUCGGAAACGAUUUGAGUGCAAAGAUCUUCGCCACCAUGGAAAAACAUAAGGAAGUGUUCUUCGUAAUUCGAUUGCACUCGGCUCAAUCCGCUGCUAGCUUGGCGCCAAUACAAGAUCCCGACCCACUCAUCAACUGUGACCUGAUGGACGGUCGCGACGCAUUCCUUACUAUGGCACGCGACAAGCACUUUGAGUUCUCUUCGCUUCGCAGAGCCCAGUUCAGUUCCCUCUGCAUGUUAUACGAACUUCACAACCAGGGUCAAGACAAAUUCGUCUACACCUGUAACAACUGCAAAAACCACGUGGAAACGCGAUACCAUUGUACCGUGUGUGACGACUUCGAUCUGUGCAUCCAGUGCAAGGAAAAGGUCGGUCAUCCACACAAAAUGGACAAACUGGGCUUCGAUCUGGACGAUGGCUCCUCACCGACCGACAUCAAGCAAACGAAUCCGCAGGAAGCCCGCAAACAGUCCAUUCAGCGAUGCAUCCAAUCGCUGGUGCACGCGUGUCAGUGUCGCGACGCGAACUGUCGACUGCCGAGCUGUCAGAAGAUGAAACGUGUGGUUCAACAUACGAAGCACUGCAAGCGGAAGACGCACGGCGGUUGUCCGAUUUGCAAACAGCUCAUUGCACUGUGCUGCUACCACGCCAAGCACUGCCAGGAGGCUAAAUGCUUGGUACCGUUCUGCCCGAACAUCAAGCACAAGCUGAAGCAGCAGCAGCUACAGCAGAGGCUACAACAGCAGCAACUGCUACGACGACGUAUGGCCGUAAUGAACACAACUCGUGUCGGGGCAUCAUCUUUGCCAAGCGUAUCAAGUGCACCUGUGCCGUCGGUUUCCGCCGGUGGUCUCAGCCCUGGCGGACCGAAUAGCAUGGGAGGUUCCGGUGCCAGUGUUGUCGGUGGAAUGGGACCCACUGGAUUGGGUGGACCCGGUUCGGUUGCGGGAGCCGCUGGUGCAGGCGCUGGCGGUGGCAUGAUUGGACCUGGUAGUGCUGGUGUUCUGGGAGCACCGGGUGGUAUGAGUCCCUCGGCAGCACCCAGUCCGGUUUCGCAAAUUGGUGGCAUGGGUAGUCCACAUCCGCCAGGAUUGGGACUGAAGCCGGAAGCACAACCGCCACCGCCUAACGUUAUGCAAGCAUUGAAGCAGGUGCAGGAGGAAGCGGCUCGCCAGCAGGCUCCUCAUGCAAGUUUUGGCAAGGUGAAUCCUGGUGGAGGACCUAUGCCACCACCGGUUAUGCAGCGAGCUAUGGCUGGUGCCGCUCACAUGGGCGGUGUCGGUGGGGUCUCAGGAGUGGCCGGAAUAGGUGGCCCUAAUCAACAGCAACCAGGUGGUGUAGGAGGAGUUCCUAUGGGUGCUGGUGGUCCUGUGGGUGGUGCUGGGCAAAAUGUGAUGGCCCAAAUAGAUCAGUGGGGUAACCCACGGUACCCUAACACAGGUGGACAGCAAAAUCCGCAAGCUAUGCGACCCAAUUUACCAGGCAUGAUGCCGCAAGGGCAACAGCAACCACAACAGCCAAAUUCAAUGCAAGGGGGCAUGAUGGGCGCCGGACUCGGUGGGCAGCAGAUGAUGGGAGGAAUGCGGCCCGGUCCCGGUGGCGUUUGCAUUCAAGGCCCAGGUGGUAUGGUUGGCAAUCCGCAGCAAGUGGGCCAACAACAAGGCCAACCAUCCCAGGGUCUUCCGACCAAUCAACCGAAAGCCGCCAUUGCCCAACUGAUGGCGACAUUGAAGAAUCCCCAGGCAGGUCCAGAGCAACAGCAACAGCUACUAUCGAUACUGAAGGCCAACCCGCAGCUGAUGGCGGCUUUCAUCAAACAGCGACAGCAGAUGGCCCAAAAUCAGCAGAACCAAAACCAGGGAGGUAUGAGCCAGCAGCAGCAGCAGCAACAACAACAGCAGCAGCAACAGUCACAUAAUGUGAUGCAGCAUGCGGGUGCCGGUGUCGUCCAGGGACAACAGCAAGGUCCCGGACAAAUACCUGGUGGUAUGUCAUACAAUCCGGCUGCUGGCGGUAACCCUAUGGUACCGAAUCGACUGCAAGGAGGUGUACAGGGAAUGGCCGGUGGAGGCAAACCUGGUGGUAACCCACAAAUGCAGUUGCCGAUUCAACAACAGAUGUGGUAUAAACAGCAGCAACAGCAACAACAACAGCAGCAGCAACAGAUGAUGCUUCAACGACAGCUGGCAAUGACCGGAGGAAACAUGCAGCCAGCGCCACCUUAUCAACAGCGACCACGACCUCAGCAGCAGAUGGGUGUCGGUGGCUAUAGUCAGGGUGGAAUGUUCCCUGAUCAGCAGCAAUACAUGCAGCAAGGGCUGAAACCAAACCCACAACAGCAAGGAGCCGGUGUAGGAGUGAACGUACUAUCGCAGCAGUUACAGCAGGGUCCCGGCGGCCAACCAGGUGGUGUGAUGGGCCCGCCAACGCCCCAACAUACGAUGCAACAGCAACUGAUGCAAACCGUACGAUCACCCCCUCCGAUUCGAUCACCCCAGCCUCAACCUUCUCCACGAGCAGUUCCUUCACCGCGGGCACAACCAUCGGCGUCGCCCCGGGCACAACCAUCGCCGCACCAUUUGCCUUCCCAUUCCCCGGUACCUUCCGGACCUGGGGGUGAAAUGCACAAUCACAUGCAUCCACAUCAGUCACCUAUCGGCGUCGGCGGUGGACCCGGAGGCGUUGGGGGCCCCGGCGAUCCCAAUCAAAUGGGCGGUGGUGGUGGCGGAGGUCCCAAUGAUACCAGUCCACUAACCGCUCAAGAUCAACUCACCAAAUUUGUCGAGCAGUUGUAGUAGUAUCAUGUGUAUUAGGAACCCCUUCUAACUCUGUGAGACUCAAGAAUGAUGGAGAACAAGCCUUAUUACUCAUCUAUAUACCAGGUAACAAACAAUCAUUGACCGAGCGUGAACCAAACUGAGACCGCUAUAAACCAAUGUGUAAAUAGGGAAAAUACGUUGUAAAUAGGUACCCUAUUGUCCAAUGUUAGUAGACUAAAAGCAAACAGUGAAAAUUAUGUUGAUUAUUAGUGAUGAGUGCAAUCACUAAGCUAGCUGUUGCAAUACAUUCGUGGUGCACUCGGAAAACGUAAAACUAUCACGUUUACUUUCAGUUCGCCAUUUUGCUAACACCACUUUCGUCCGUUUCCCUUCCCCUGCGGCACUUUGUGUGCGUGUUAAGCUUACGUAGUCCGAUUUAGGGCCAAGUCAACACAGUAGUUCACCUCAAGUAUUUAUUAACCACACACAAGAGCAGCGUGCGAGCGAAAUAGCGAAGCAGAACAUGCAAAAUGCAGUACUAGUUUUAAGUAAAGGACAUGAUGUAAAGAGGAAAAGAAAAAAAAACAUAACUAAAGGCUAACGUGUAAGUUUAGACUAUUACUAUUAGUGAUUGUAAUAUGAAAUAUGGUCGGGGAAGGGAGUAUAUCUGUUUCCCACUGCCUCCGAAAAUACCAGGCAGGUCAUUGGGGAGGAUUCUCUUCUCUUUAGUUAGGAUCUGAAUGUAAAGCAAACCGAUGUUGUUUCGAUUUGUUACGAAAAAAAUAUGAAAACGUGGAAAAAAAGUGAUUCUUUGUGAAAGAAGACGAAGGAGAGUUAUUAGUGUAAAUAGAUAGGGAAAAUAAAACAUCAAAAUAACACUCAUAGUGGUAGUUGAACACACACACACAAAAAGUAAUUGCGCAGUACUAUUUCCUUAAGCAAGUAACAAACAUAUUAAAGAAAAUCGCGUUAACAUAGUAGUGUACCUAUUAAUAAAGCAAAACUAGUAUUGAUUUUAUACAAAAUUUGAAGACGGUAAACAUUUUUCUGUUAAGUUUAGAUUAUUUUUCUUAUUUUAUCGGAACACUUGAAAAUCGUUGCAUUUUUCCGUGUAUAGAUUAUAUUUUUUUUUUCAAACAUUCGUAGUAACAUUGUGUUGUUUUACGUUACGUGCUUGUGGUUCGGAAGUGAGAAAGGUAAUCUAUCGAAAUGGUUAGUUAAUUUAAUCUUUGCGGGGAGGAAAUUAUCCGGUUUUAAGCGAAACUGCAUCAGCGUCCAACUGCUGCAUGAACUGACAGCGACUAGAGUCUAACUCAGUUUCACGAUUUUGCUAAAAUGGUAUUUAUUAAAAUCAGGAAACAACGCGCAUGAGUGAAAAUGUUUUCAAGGUAGAAGUUUCAGUAAUUGAUAAUGCUAAAUUUGAAGAGAAAGGCAGUUUUGAAAUACCAUAGAAAAUGUAUAAUUCGGCAUACGAGAUAAAACGAUACCUUUUAGUGUCAUUAGUACUUCGCUUAAGGACUGUUUAGCAAGUCUCAUUGUUUGCAUAAAGCUUUUACUAAUUCGACAUUUGCUCUGUUGUGAUGUGUGGUGUUCGCGGUUUACAUACUGAUUUCUAUUAGUCAGCUGAUUAUCUAUAAUAAGAGUAGCUUAAAAUGGUACUUAGGAGUUGAUGCUGGUCCGAUCUAAAUGAAAUCCUCAACAGCAUGAUAAUCACCAUUGCCGGCCGCCCCCUUUUUCAUUGUUUGCGCAGGUGCAAACUAAAGGCUAAAAAGGAAGUUUUAAUGCUUUGAACUUCUUAACGGAAGGGCGUCGACCCAUCAGACUCUUUCAUAGUUGGCACGGAGUAAGCGAUUUGAAAGAGUUAAAAAUCCACUUCAAGCAAUUGGUACGAAAUAACUUUUCUGUUGCUACUCGAAUGAAAGAUAUAAUUUAGUUCAUGGGGUUUUUAAACUCUAGACUGGCAGUUACAGAGGAUAACAUGCCAUGAUUGGAUGAAUUUAUUUCUGGCGAAACCCAACGAAACUUUGUGGUUGUAAAGACUGUCUAAUUAAGAAACUGUGUACACGUUGUUUUAUUCAAAAAAUUAAUCUUUACUAGUCUGCCUCUUCAGAAUGGAUUGUUUCCUUGGACUGAACUGUAGGAGAUAGGAAUUCAGAGAAUAUGUUAAUGCUUUGUAUACUUCAAGCUGACUUUCUUCAAUAACUUAAGAAUGUACACCAACAAAUUGAGCGCAAGACGCUCGCAGUUAUUUGACGCCAGCUAAUAAUAUUGUCUCAAAUCUCGUUAAAAAAUUCGUUUGCAUGGCUGGCCAGUGUACAACUGGAUAUCCGUUGAACACGAUUUUUAUAUCCAAUGAGCAGGACUAUUGCUUUAACACGCGGAUUUUUGGGGACACUUCUUUUUACCCUCGUGCAUCUAACGCUUGUAAUGAGUGUAAUUAGUCCUCGCAUAAGCAAGUUUCAAAGGUUUAAAACACACCCUUCGGGUACCGUGUCCAACUUCUGGUUGUAGAUUCUGAACAAGUGUCUUCAGUGUGUAAAAUCUUUUCCCUCUCGAAUGCUCUUCGUCAUAUCAGUCAUCUGUUGAUAUUUACCCUCUUCUUCAUGAUUUUUUUUGUUCAGAUAGUUUUAACCACUUGAUGUUAUCGCUUGCUGUUCUUAAAACCUUUAAAUUCGCGUCACAGCUUCCCAAUGUAUCCGUCCUUCAUUAACAAGGAUCUUGCUCACUUUUAUAUGGAAACAAACGCAGUUUUGAUCGUCGAAUCGACAGACAAUUCAGUCCCAUUCUAACAGUUGUCUAACAUUCGAUUUUGGUAAACAGAGUAUUUGGGUAUACGCAGAUAUGCUUAAUUAAACGAAAGCAUCGCACUCACAAAGUUUAUUUUGUUUGGAUUCUGGCAGAGGGCUACCAAUAGCCCACAGACACGUUGGUGCAAAUGACUUUGUUAAAUGAUUCUAUUAUGAAAAAGUUUUGGCAAAUUCGCUAACGAAUAAGAAUCGUAACAUUUUUCAACCUUGACAUCAGAAGGUGUAACGUGGUAAGGUAUUGUUAUCAUAAACCAGUCGCCAUUUAAUCGAGUCUCGGCCAAAAAGGUCGUUUACGUUUGCCCUAUAA
Messenger RNA from Topomyia yanbarensis, 13166 nucleotides. RefSeq names its product histone acetyltransferase p300 (gene nej). Gene Ontology annotation, molecular function: protein binding; zinc ion binding; chromatin DNA binding. NCBI's taxonomy places the organism in Eukaryota, Metazoa, Arthropoda, Insecta, Diptera, Culicidae. Gene Ontology annotation, cellular component: nucleus; transcription regulator complex; histone acetyltransferase complex. The transcript is spliced from 15 exons. The record is from RefSeq and is a predicted model, not a curated record. Gene Ontology annotation, biological process: positive regulation of transcription by RNA polymerase II. Bases 1557 to 10088 code for a protein of 2843 amino acids.